AUGUCCAGUGCAACUCCAUCAUACACUACUGGUCCGCAACAACAACAACAACAAGAAGACUAUAUUUUAGAAUCCACUUCAGAGGAGAUUGAGUUGAUAGAAGAAGAAUGGGAAUUUAAUGCUCCAAAAUACUUUGACUUUGAUAAACUCUCUAGAAAAGCCUUUACUCAUCAAUCUAAGCCUCCGCAUCAUCAUCAUCAACAUGAACAAGAUGAAGAAUUAAAUCAUAGUAAUGCUGAUCAAUGGUUCUUUACUCCUGAUGCUCAACAUUUAGAAUUUCUCGAUCCAAAAUAUAUUGAUAUUAAUAAUCAGGCUGAUACUAAUAAUCAACAACAAAUGAUGAUGAUGAAUAAUUAUGAUAAUAUUGUUGAUAUUAGUACCAUUUCAAAAUAUAGUGUUCAUCAAGAGUCAUUGGGAUCAUCUACUAAUCAACAACAACAAUACAAUGCAACUACUAAUUCAACUCUAGGUACAAUUAAUGCAUUCAAUUCUAUUAGAAUGACACCUGUUAAGAAAGUUAAAAGGAAAGUGUUGGCUAAAUUGACCAUUCCUCAAACUCCAAAUUUUAAAACUGAAAAGAGAAUUAGACAACGAAAUAAUCAAUCUAGUAAUCAAUCUAAUAAUCAAUCACAACAACAAUCAUCUAUUAUGAAAGGUGGUAAAAUUAAUUUAACAAUUGUAAAAUCCUCAAGACCAUCCACUGAUUUGAAAACCUUAAAAGUACAAGAUAGAGAUGAUAAUAUUACUAAAUUUAAAUCUGUUACUAAAAUAGCAAAUACUACAACACCUAAACCAUUCAAAUUCAGAACUGAUAGUAGAGUAUUAGAUACAGAUAGAAGUACAGCAAUGGUAGCAGGUGGACAUUCACCAUUCAAUAAGAGUAUACUUCAAAAGAUUAAUGAUAUGAGAAAUCAAAUACCAUCAAGAUGGAAACAAACUCCAGAUAUGGUUACUCCACAUAAACCAAUGAAGAUUACAAAACCAAAUUCUUUCAAAUUGAGAACUAAAUUUAGAAGUCGUACUAAUACUACAAUGAUGACACAAAAUGCACAAUUGACUACAGCAACAUUCAAGGCUAGACCACUUAAUAGAAAGAUAUUUGAAAGUCAUGGUGAAUUAGGAUUAUCAAAGAUUAUGAAGAAGGAUAUUACACAUCCACAAGAAUUUAAUUUAAUGACUGAAGAGAGAAGUAAGAAGAGAAAAUUUGAUCAAUCAAAAUUAGAAGAAUCGACAAAUAUCACUACUCAACAACCUCAACAACAAUCAAGCGAUUUUACAAGACCAUUCAAGGCUAGAAAAUUAGAUAAUAUUCUAUCUGGUAGUUAUAUGGUACAAUCAUCUAAAAUUAUUUCAAAAUCAACAACCAUUCCAGAAUCCCCAAAAUUAUUAACAAAAUCCAGAGCAGGUAAUAGGUCUAUUUUAUUACAUAAUCAUCACCAACACUCUGAAACUAAUACUUCCAAUUCUUCACAACAUUCAAAUGUAACAUUUAGAGCUAGACCAUUACCUACAACUCAACCAUUCAUUCCCAAAAUUACUCAUACCAUAACAGUUCCACAACCAUUUUCACUUGAAACAGAAAAUAGAGGAACCAUUCAUAAGAAACAAUUAGAUUCUAAAUUGAAUGAAAAAGAUGAAAAGGAAAAUACAUUACGAGUAUUUAAAGCUAGACCAAUUCAUCACUAUACAAAUGUAGAUACAUCAAAGAUUUUACACAAACCAGUUACUGUACCAGUUUCACCAAAUAUUACAAAAGUUAAAUCAUCAUUUAAAGAUUCAAUUCUUUCCUCAGCAUCUGUAGCAUCGUCGUGUGUAGCAUCAACCAUUAUUGGACCAAAAUUACCACACUCUUUCAAGGCAAGACCAAUGCCAGAUUUUAAUUCAUCAACACUCAAGAGUUCUAUUACUACUACAAAUAAUCAUAGAAAUGUACCAAUGGAACCAUUUAAUCUUGCAACUGAAAAGAGAGGACAAGUUUAUCAAUCAAAAUUCAAAGCAUCUGUUCAGUCAAUAGAAAGAGUUUCAAUUUCUAAAAUAGAUGAUGGUACUUUUACAAGUGUUACUAAACGAGUUUACAAUUCAAUUCAAAACUUACGUUAA
Messenger RNA from Naegleria gruberi, 2100 nucleotides. RefSeq lists its product as uncharacterized. The transcript has a single exon. NCBI's taxonomy places the organism in Eukaryota, Heterolobosea, Eutetramitea, Acrasida, Naegleriidae. Gene Ontology annotation, biological process: activation of protein kinase activity; regulation of mitotic spindle organization. The record is from RefSeq and is a predicted model, not a curated record. The coding region runs from base 1 to 2100 and encodes 699 amino acids. Gene Ontology annotation, cellular component: microtubule; spindle.